This is a messenger RNA of Vespa velutina, 4953 nucleotides long. RefSeq lists its product as uncharacterized. The record is from RefSeq and is a predicted model, not a curated record. Lineage: Eukaryota; Metazoa; Arthropoda; Insecta; Hymenoptera; Vespidae. Bases 2263 to 3228 code for a protein of 321 amino acids. The transcript is spliced from 5 exons.
UUUUUUUUUUUAUUUUUUCUUUUUUUUUUUUUUUUUUUUUUAUCACUUCGUUUCAUGCGUAAGCUUCCAGCAAUAGUUAUGUCGUCGAACAAUAUGAUACAAGUAUAUUCUCCGCGGAUGUAACUAUCAGAAUUAUUUUGUCGAGAUAUAUUCAUCGUAUAUACAUACAUCGUUGAGGAAAACGACAACAACAAAAAAAAAAAAAAAAACGAAAAAAAAAAAACAAUAAAGUAUUUUCUUCGCUCGUAACAUACAACAGAGAGAAAACAAAAAAAAAAAAAAGAUUAUAUGAAAUUCGUACCUAAGCACAUUCUCCUCUCUUCAUAGGAUCGACAAAAGUUGUGUAGUAAGAGAUUUAAUGUUUAUCGAUGCUGAUCAACGUGCAUGCGUUUUUAGAAAUCAUGACACCGUUAGAUAUAUGCAUUCACGCGGGAUAAAUACGCGACACCGGCCAAAUUCUUCUAAUCGUCAACAAAAUCGUGGACCUGAAGGUAGCAAUGUUAUUAAUGGAAAAAAAUAUAUGACGUAUUUAAUUUGUAUUUUUAGCAAAGGACAAAAUAAAAAAAAAAAAAAAAAAACAAAAGAAAAAGAAAGAAUAUGUACCAAUCAAAGAAAAGAAAAAUAAAAUGAAAUAAUAAGUAAAAUUAAGAAAAGAAAAAAAAAACAAAAAAAAAAAAAAACAAAAGAAAAAAGAAAAAAAGAAGAGGAAAAAAAAAAAAGUAGACGAAAAAAACGUGUCGAGAUGCGAAAAGAAAUUGUACAGAAUUUGUCACGUCGUUUAUCGUGGUAUUUUUUUUAUAAGUAUACAUCGAGAAAUACAAAAUAUCGGGCAUGUUAAAGCAAACUAGCAAAAAAAAAAAAAAAAAGAAAAGGAAAGAAAAACAAAAUCCAAAGCUUCUUCUCAAAGGGGUUACUCUUAAAUGCAUACAUAUGAAAGUGCAGUAUAUUCGUGUGUAUGUGUGAAACAACAAAAGAAAAGAAAAGAAAAAAAGCAAAAAAAAAAAAAAAAAAAGAAAGAAGAGAAAAAAGACAAAAAAAAAAUUAAGAAAAUGGUUGAAUGAAUGUGCCGGCCUAAAAAUCCUCACGCUAUCUCUUAAAGAGUACUUUUUAUAUCAACGUGCCGAUGUCCUUAUAUCUGCACUCCUCCGAAAACCUUAUUAAAUUGUACCCAGCGACACUAACUCUUGUAGUUCUCUUCAGCCUCCACCCAACAUUCACCACUACCACCAUCACACGAUUUUGCUUUGUAAAACAUGUUCGUAAUAAAAAAAAAACGGAAAAAAAUUAAUAAAAAAUAAAAAAAAAAAAAAACAGAAAAAAAUGCAAAGUAUUCGAUCAUUCAAUGCAUCUUUAAUUACUUCAAAUCAUUUCCAAUGUCCGCACGUGUUACGAUCUAUAAUAAUACGUACAGCGAACUGUUUUAAAAAAAAAGGAAUUCUUCGUAUUUUCUGUUUUAUAUAAUGACAUAAUUAUUGUACACAUGUGAUGAUUACUAAAGUAAUCGAGAUGCCUUUUUUUUUUUUAUUUUUUUUUAAUUAAGCUCUUCCAGUCGAUAGAAAUAAUGAUAGUAUUUUUCUUUCGAAAAAGGUACACGCGCACAAGGUAUAAAAUCCACGAAAUUUUCACAACUUUUUUACCAAAACUCAAACAUAUUUAUACGUCGACUGGAAUCAGAAUAAAAAGUAUAAAAUGAUUAUUCGCAAUUCUUUCGAAAGAAAAUACGUCUAACAUUUUUGAUUAUCGACUGAGAAUAAAUAGAUUUUCUUUCGUACCGACUAAUGGUAAAUCUGGAAUCUAUAUUACCAUUGACAAAAAUACAAUUUGACAUAUCAUUUUAAUAGAAAAUUAUUUAUUGGAGCAUCGUUAAUAGACUAGGAAAGUGAUAUCGUAAAAUUAAUUAAAAAUUCGAAAUAGAAAGUUGAUUUUUCCCAUAAUCAUCUGUAAUUAAUAGGAGGACAAAGCUUCAUUACUAACUAUUCAGCACGUACGAAUUCGAAAGAACGCUGAUUGGUUACGUCGAAAUAAUCGAGUACUUUGAACACGCAUGCGUAUUAUCGUCACCUUGUGUAUAUCAUCGAAGCAUACGUAUAUAUAUAUCACAUAUCUAUUAUAAUUAAUUUUCUGUCAUCGAGAAAGAAUGCUGGAUACAUGGACGAACGAUAAAACAUAUACCAAGAAGCAAUUUUUUCUUCGUACCUUAAAACAGACUGUUCGGACCAUUUUGGGGAUCAAGGAGGAUAUUUUGAUGUUGUCGUACGUCCAAUGUUACAACAAGGUCACGAAGGAGAGUUAUGUAGUUGGUUAAAAGAAAUGAGCUUAAUUCGUACCGUUUCAAAUUGUCCUCAUUUGGAUUGUAAAGGAAGAAGUUUGGUUUGGAAUCCUGCCAGGAUAGUUGAUAAAUAUAAUUGGACUUGUCCUGAUUGUACUAAAAAACAAUCUAUCAGAGAGAAGUCCUUCUUUUUAGGGAUAAAAUGUGAUUUAAAAUUGUGCCUUCAAUUGAUAUUAGGAUGGUGUCAAAAGAUUUCAUAUGAGGAUGCUGCCUCUUAUCUUGAUAUUAAAACUCAUAUAGUUAAGAAAGUCUAUGAAAGAUGCGAUGAAGUUUCAGAAACGUAUGUGAUGAGCCAUCCAGAAGAUUGGAUUCUUGGGGAUAAGAGUACAAUAGUAAUCGUUGAUGAAUUCCCAGGGGGUUGUAUGACUAGAAAUUAUAUAGAUACAAGUACUAAUAAAAAACGUAACAAUAAUUCUCAUACUAUAGUAUGUAUAGCAGAAGCAAAUACUUUGCCACCCCGUAUGUGGUUACAUAUGAUAGAAGCAAUUCCAGAGCCAAUCAAAAUGGAUAAUAUAAAAAAGGAUGUUAGUAAAUGUAGUAUGGUCGAUGAGGCCUUGAAAGAAAUAACACGGCACACAGUACCUGGAAGUUAUAUUAUAGCUAAUAAUAAAGCUCGUUGCUGUAGCUAUGAAUCAUUAUUAGAAUUAAAGCAAUAUAAAGUUAUUAGCGUUGAACAAUUACAAAAAUUUGAUCCCCCAGGAAAGGGUAAACUUCUUGAGAAUUUAGAAACUAUUUGGCAAACGGGAGUAGAAAUAUGUGAAGAAAUUCAAGAAACUACCCAUACAUUGGGUCAACAUAUAAUAUCAAGGUAUCUAUGGAGACAAAGAUUUGGCUCUUCGCCUUCAACGGCAUUUCAAUACAUGUUAAAUCAUAUAGCUGAAUGUUUUCGAUUUUCUUGAAUUUGAAUCAUUCAUCAAUUCUAUUGAAUUUAUUCUUUUAUAUUAUCAUUGUUAUUUCCCUUACUAUUAAUAAUUUGGAUAUUACUGUUAUACAGAAGGCAAAUAUUUUUGGAUGAAUAAUCAAAAGUUAACAUUUUUAGAAUAUAUGGUAAUAAUGUUUUUUAAAUAUUACGGUCUGUAUAGAUUUUAAUACAGAUUAUAAUGAAAUGGCACAAAAUAUUUUCUAAAUAGGAUAAUGAGAGUUAAUAUUUAAAAAGAAAAACUUUUUACAAUAUUAGCAAAAAAAUUUUUAGAAUCAUAAAAGAUAGAUAAAAAAAAAGAAAAAAAAAAAAAAAAAACAAAUGUUUUUGAAAUAUUCUAUCAGCACUUUAACACUUUUGUGGAGAUGGUUAUUCGCAAAUUAAUGAUAUAUUUUAUAUAAAAUGUUGUCUUAUGGAUAGUAUAAAUUUACUAUCAUUCAUGGUAAACACAUAUGCUACAUGUCUUCCAAUUAAUUUUUGGAAUUUUGUAUAUUAAAUUGUAUCUUUAAAACAAUUGUUGACAUCUUAUAGCUAUAUAUCAUUAUACAAGAUUAAAAAAAGAAAUUAUCUUUAUUUUGAUUAAGUCUUAGAUUGUAUUUUUAUGUACGUAAUGUUCCAAUGAUAUUUAUCAUUUUGAUUUAACAUAAUAUCAUAGAUACAGUUGAUGAUUUGUACAGAUUCCAUCAGAAGACUGAUGAUGUUGAUGGUAAUGGAAUAUUUCCAGAUACUUUAAUACAAUAAUAUGAAAUACAUUAUUGCUUUUUUUUUUUGUUUUAAUUCAUGUAUACUUUUUUCUUCUUCUUUUUUUUUUUUUUUUUUUUUUUUUCUUUAUUAAUGUUCAUGUGUAUUGGUAAAAAGGAAAUAUCUUAAAAGAUUUUGAAUUUAAAUGUAUCGAAGUAUCAUUUCAAUCGACAUAUGAAAUAUUUUGAUAUAAAAGAAAUGAUAAAAAUUAUUAUUGGCAAUUUUUCUUAUAAUUGAAAAAAAAAAAAAAAAAAAAAAAAACAUUGAAUCUGAGAUAAUACUUUUUUUGUGAACAUAAGUAGCAUCAUAUCCAAAGCAUUUUACCAGUAUUAUAACAAAUAUAAUUGUACAUGCGUGGUAGCAGGAUAAGUUUUCCUUAAUCAUGAAAGAAAACCAAGAGAAAUUAUAAGUUCUUGGAUUAAGUUAUGGAUGGAAUAACUUAUAUGAAGAACUAUUGUUGUGAUAGAAAAAAAAAAAAAAAAAAAAAAAAGAAAAGAAAUUAUUGCUUCCAUAUAUUCCUAUUGAUUUUUCAUAUUCUAUAUUUAUUUCCACUUUUUAUGUUUUAAUAAAGAUUUAAAUUUUCACCAAAAAUAUUCCUCUUCAAUUUAUAUAUUAAACAAAUAAUAAUCAUUUGAUUUCUGAAAACGUAAUGCAUGAAGAUUCCACUGAAUUCUACCAAAGUACGUUACUAUUGUUUUUUAGACUUGUAUAAUGAUAUUAGAGACGCCUAUUCUUACUACUCGAUAUUUUUAAAAUAAAAUGUUCUCAUUAAGGGACUUUUGAUAUUUUUUUCAAAGAUGAAAUUUGUAGCAAUACUGUUAUGAUUAUGUUUUUUUUUUACUAUAUAAAUUAGUAAAUUAAGUACAUAGAAAUGUAUUAAAAAUUGUUAAGCACAUGAUAAGCACACAUUCUUUAUAUUACAAAAUGUAAUUUGUGAUAAAAAUAAAUAUAACUAUAUAUUGUA